CACGCGGCCCAUGGCGAUCCCGCGCCGGCCGGCCGGCCUGGCGGCGCCCGCCGAGAGCGUGCUGCUGCGCCGGCGGUACCAGAUGAGUCGCAGUGCGGCCGCGGCCGAGCUGGUGCUGCGCCACCACUGCAGCUCAGAGGACGAGGACGAGCGCGAGCACCGCCGCCGCUUUGGCGAGGAGCGCGCCGCUGCGUGCGACCAGUCCGAUGGCGACCAGGUGGACGGCGGCGAGGCGGCGCGCCACGGGCACAUCCGGCGCCGCCAGGGCGCCGAGCCGCCGGCCCCAGCUGCCUUCAAUGCCGAGCUGCCGGAGGAGGCGCGUGGCCCGGCGCUGGCGUCCAGCCUGCCCGUGGAGCUGGACGUGGGCCAGGAGCUGCGCCAGCUCGCCGACUCCCUGAGCCUCUCCCGCUCGGCACCCGGCGCGCUGCCGGCCCGACGCCACUACAUCUGGACGCUGAUCGGGCGACCGUUUGAGUUCAGAACGGUCCGAGGGGCGGCGGCCCGGCCGCGGCCCGCCUCUGGCCGUCCGUGAGCCGCCAGCUCGCCGGGCCGGCGACCAGGGAGCGGCUGCAGCACCGACCACUGCCGUGCUCAAUGUCUUGCCGCGCGCGCCCCGCCAGUCAUCAGAUGCACGCGCCGCUCGCUACUUUUGCCAGUGAAGAGACGUUAUGAAUGAUCCUCCACAGUUUCGCUAGGAGGAGCCCAACGCAGGCGUGGUUUUAGGGCUGCCGGUUCAGUGCCUCAGCGCUCCCGGAGAUUACGCUGUGGUCGCCUUGGACAGUUUGAGUUAUAAGUUGGAUCGUUGUGCAGUGUGGCUCUCCCGCGAUCGUUUUGAAUGCUGAAUGAACUACGCAUUUUGGAGCAUGUCCGCAAUUUCAUCGGGUAGCUAACUGAGCUCCUGAGAUCUCACUGGACGAACUAUGGCACACAAUGUGUUUGGUGUAGUUUCUGAAAUAGGUAGAUACCGCCUAGUUGGGGUUUUCAUGCAGUCGCGAUUGUACCGUCAUAGCCUUGAUCGAAUACUAGACUGUUUAAUAUAUCGGUAGCAUCAAAAUUAAGAAUGACUGAUAGAAUACCUCAACGCAACGACUCAAAUGAAUAUGCAAAUAGCGAUGUGAUGUGUUUGUGAUUUAGUUAACAACCCGUGUGGUGGAUAUGACUGUGCUGCUUAUAUCCCCGCCAAUUGUACAUAGCUGGCUGCUCAGUGAGCUGACGCCGGCCGCUAACUGUACAUAGUUUUCCGUCGGCGCCCGCUGGCGCCGUCUGCAGCGGAGCCCGCAGUGUCCGCCUGCCGCGGUUUAGACUUUAGUUGCAUCUGGCGCCGGCCGGAGCCGGUCGCCGCGCCGGCGUGUCGUAGGCCCGGCGCCGCCGCUGCUGGCGCGUCGGCCGGCGUUCGGUGGUCUCAGGUCGCGCUGUGACGGCGAUUUCCCGGGUGCCUUUGUCGCGGUGCCGCUGGACAGUGUCCUGUCCAGCGCGGUACACAGCGGCCCCAGCGCCGCCUCGGAGCGGCCCGGUUCACCGCACAGUCUGUUCAGAUCAUGCGCGGUCCGCGGGUCUCCAGGUCUGAACGUUGGCCGAGUGUCCUUGGCCGUCCGGUCGUCCCCAUACGUGGUUGGACCGCUGGCUCCCUCCGUUUGCGCCGCUGGUUCCCUCCGUGUGCGCCGCUGGUUCCCUCCGUGUGCGCCGCUGGUUCCCUCCGUGUGCGCCGCUGGUUCCCUCCGUGUUGGACCGCUGGCUCCCUCCGUGUUGGACCGCUGGUUCCCUCCGUGUGCGCCGCUGGUUCCCUCCGUGUUGGACCGCUGGCUCCCUCCGUGUUGGACCGCUGGCUCCCUCCGUGUUGGACCGCUGGCUCCCUCCGUGUUGGACCGCUGGCUCCCUCCGUGUGCGCCGCUGGUUCCCUCCGUGUUGGACCGCUGGCUCCCUCCGUGUUGGACCGCUGGCUCCCUCCGUGUUGGACCGCUGGCUCCCUCCGUGUGCGCCGCUGGUUCCCUCCGUGUGCGCCGCUGGUUCCCUCCGUGUUGGACCGCUGGCUCCCUCCGUGUUGGACCGCUGGCUCCCUCCGUGUUGGACCGCUGGCUCCCUCCGUGUGCGCCGCUGGUUCCCUCCGUGUGCGCCCGGCCGGCCGCCGUCAGUCUCGCGGCGCGCGCGCCUCUGCGUGCCGACGGCGGCGGUGCGCCCUCCCAACUGGGACGCCGCCGUGUUACGUUUCACCGAUAUCACCUGUCUAUGCUGUUGGGCUGACCAUACCAUGUUGAUGAAAUAUACUCGAGCUGAGGGACCUCA
Amphibalanus amphitrite is the source of this 2283-nucleotide messenger RNA. RefSeq lists its product as uncharacterized. The transcript is spliced from 3 exons. The record is from RefSeq and is a predicted model, not a curated record. The coding region runs from base 11 to 532 and encodes 173 amino acids. Lineage: Eukaryota; Metazoa; Arthropoda; Thecostraca; Balanomorpha; Balanidae.